AUGUCAGAAUCUACAGCAAGAGGUAGCGGUGUCGAUUUGGCGUCAGAAGCAGGUCAGCAAGCCGAGCAAUCGGUCGUGGUCACGCCAAACAGCAGGGAUUUGCCGACGGAGCUCGAAGACCACUCCAACGGCAGAUACGGUUCACAGGACGCAACAGGCCACUUUGGGGAGCGCAGACGAAGCAAAGCAUCCCGCGCUUGCGAUCAAUGUCGUGAGAAGAAGACCAAGUGCGAUUUCGGCGAUGGCCCAAACACCACGGUGUGCUCUGCGUGCAAAAAGCUUGGCAAAACGUGCACGUUUGCACGCGUUCCCAUGAAACGUGGGCCAACGAAAGGUUACAACCGCCAAGUUGAAGGUGGAGAAUCUGCUGAUGCAAACCGGUCGGUGUCCCGUAAAAGAAGUUGUUCCGAAACGUUUCAAGAAGACCCCGGGAGAAACAGGAUUGACCUGGUGCCGCUGCCACCGUUAAACCAGUAUCUACCGUCUUCAUCUUCCGGAGCGCAACAAACUUCGCAGGGCAUCUUAGUUCCGGGUACGCACCAACAGCACCCACAAAACCAACAUCAGCAACAGUUUUGGAAGGUUCCUUACCACGAGUACCAGUACCAAAGACGGGAAUCGAUAGACUCGCUCGCAAGUGACACAUCCAACAGACGCGGCUCAGAACAGUACCCGUAUGCGGCUUCCAACGCAUCUUCAUCGUCACCUUUUUACCCAAUGCCGCAACCACCCAACGCGCCGCAUAUCGACCCUGAACAUCGCGACUCAAGAACCGCAUUGAACCUACCAGAGCUGCAGCGAGCUCCAUCCAUUCAAUCGAAUUCAUCCCAGUAUCCAUAUUCCCAGGCCAACGGCAUGUCGCAGCAGAAACCAUCGCAACAGCCUUUUAUUUCAAUGGGGCCUCACUCACAGCAGGCACCUAUCAAUUACAACCAACACUUUAAGGAAUUCGAUUCAGAAUUCCACUCGCGUAAAAAUAGUGAUGUUAGUGUUGCGAUUUCGCCUAGUUCAUCGAUUAGGAUAGCGCCUGGAAAGGCGUCAGCGGUCAAUUCGAAUGGGCGUGACGAGACUCUCAACAACAACAACAACAACAAAAACGCCAGCCAGGUCCAUUCGAACAGCGAGAACGGUUUGCGACAAAUGAACACAGAUACGAGUAUGAGCAGAGUACCUUCUCGCACGCACAAGAGCUCCAUGAGACGUUCGACGUCCAACACUAAGAGAAGCACUUCUCAAGGGUCCAUUGAGUCUCACGACUCUAAUAGUCAUUCAAUUGUCGUUUACGGCAAAAUUCCGGACAGUCAAUUGAUAGAUCUUUAUUACGAGUUCAUUCAUCCUUCUUUCCCUGUCAUCCCAAUUAACAAACACACUUUAACUAACGAGAUUCUAGUAAUCAACACGCAGCCAGUCAGUCACAUCCACGAGCUCAAUUGCUAUGUCCUGCAAUGGUUUAGAAACUCGUUAGAACUACUAGUGCGCGUGGCAUUGAAAAAGCCGUCCGGUUCAGUAUAUGACUACAGCGACGGUGUUGUGGAUGUGUUUGAUUCACAGACCACAUUCAUCGCCGCAUUGAAUGAAAGUUUUCAGAGAAUAGUGGACAUGCAUCCGAGGCUGCGAGAAAACGAAAAGGUUUUGUCCCAAAAAGUCAAGUUUAUUUACCUUGCCACUUUCAUUAUCUUGAACUAUGUCUUGGCAUUUGUGGGGUACGACAACUCGUUUGUUCUGGGUAUGUCAGUGACGAUUUACAAUGAAUUGAAACUGUAUCGCUACUUGAUCUGCGACCGGGAUGACGAGGAGAAGGAGCAGGAGGAGGGGCGAGACGAAGAAGACAACGAUAAAGAGGAAGAAGAGGAAGAAGAGGAAGAAGAAGAAGAAAAAGAAGGGCACAGGGCCAACAAAAGUGUUGAUGGGCAAAAGGAGCCCAUGGUUUCAGGCGAGAAGGGAUUCGAGAUUUUGUUCAAGCGAAUGUAUGGCCUGCUAGUGGUUUUCGAUUCGUUGCAAAGCUGCACGUUCGGGGUUCCAAAGCUGAUAAGUAUUCCGCUGGAAGACCUGAUAGAAGAGACAUUUGCGUACAGCUCUGACAAGUGGAGCUUAAUAUGCGACAAAUCAAGAUUCGACAGCAUCCAGCAGAGUCUGCGUCUGGGCGACGUGAUGUCACGGAUGGCCAUGGGCCGCAAAAGCAUUUACAGUGGGCCCUUUGCGGGCUGGCCUGCACUAGAAUCCAACGCCAAGAUCGAGGAUUUGGCGGCGUGGCAAUUCGGACAGUUACUGAUGGAGAAUCAUAAUCUGGUGAAACGGUAUUUGGAGCUGCGCGAAUCGAAUGAGGAUUGUAUUCCGGAGCUGUGCUUUGCGAUAUGUCGCCUCGUCACCACUAUGCAACGUCUACUGACCACGAUCAUGAGAACGAAUCCCACGAACAGCAUCGAUCCCAACAAUAGGCCUCCACCACAAACCCAACAGCCGGGCCAAUACGCACACAACGCGCAUUCGAACCCGCAUCCACAGCCGGUUGCGCUGCAUUCCGAAACGACUACGGACUCUGAAAUGUACAAGAAACUACUGGGGCUCAACGACAGCGCUGGCGUUGAUUUUUCGCAGGGUACCGUCUCACCGUUUGUGGUUUCCAUGGUGGCAUAUGUGUCGAACGUGCUGGAGUUGGUUAAAAAUGUGCCCACUAUGCUGAUCGCGCUGGUCGUGCAGCGACUUCCGUUACAUGCGGAAUCCCAACAAAUUGUCUUGGCGCUGUCGCACGCCAUGAGCGAGCUGGUGCAAAUUACGAGCCUAUUGUCGGUGUUGAAACCUUACAAGAUGUUUGAACACACGCCUCGAGCGCAGCGCGCGAUGUCCAAGACGCUGGCGCGACGACUACACUUCAAGUAUGGCCGGGGAGACUGUGGUCGGGAGGACCUGCCCGAACGGGAGAAUAAAAGAGCCGAGGUCACGGGGGUGCUUGCUUCGCUUUCCGAUACCGUUUGGGGACUAUUUGCCGCCCAGGAGCUGGGCUGGCUGGCGUGA
Lachancea meyersii CBS 8951 is the source of this 3015-nucleotide messenger RNA. The record is from the annotation of a GenBank genome assembly. Lineage: Eukaryota; Fungi; Ascomycota; Saccharomycetes; Saccharomycetales; Saccharomycetaceae.